Messenger RNA from Prorocentrum cordatum, 312 nucleotides. The record is from the annotation of a GenBank genome assembly. NCBI's taxonomy places the organism in Eukaryota, Dinophyceae, Prorocentrales, Prorocentraceae.
AUGGCCCGCACCCGCAGCCCCCUGGCCGCCCUGCUCCUGGCGGCGGCCGCGCUGUGCCUCGGGGCGCAACUCCUGGCCCCGGCCUUCCUCCAGCCGAGCCCGGCCAGGACGCAGGAGGUCGACCCGGCCCUGGCGGGCGCCCUCGCGGGCUUGAUGGCGCUCCCCGGCGACGCGCUGGCGGAGGGAGGGAAGAUUCCGGGAGCCCCCCUCGCCGGCUCGCCGAUCUGCCUCUCGAAGCCCUUGGUGUGGCUCAUCUACCCGCUGUGCGACCUGGUCUUCCUCACCUCGCCCAUCUCGGGGGACGCCGGCUGA